UUAUUCUAUUGAUUUAUAGAUAUGUCUUUUUUAGUCCCUCAUAAUAGAUCAUUGAUGUAUAUUGAAAUAUGGUUAAUUCUGUGUUGAUCUGAGAUUAUACUUCUGCUCAGCUGGGGCAGUGAAAAAAGGGUUUAAAAAAGGGUUUCCACCACAGAGGUGUAAGAAACUAAAUGUAAAUUUUUCAUUAUAUUUGUAUGCAUUUCUAUUUAGCAAAAGCAUUUAAUUUAAAAUAAAGAUAAAAAAGCAUACUUGUGUCAAACCUCCUGUUACGUCCUUAGGUGGCUCAAGCCCAGAGAAAGAGGUGGAGUAACAAUAUAAAAUGAAAACAACAGAUUCUGUGCAAACAAAUUGCAGAUAUUUAUUAACAGUUAAAUAAACAAAACACACACAAAUGGAACUCAAGUCCUACAGCUAAAAACAACUUCCUAAGGAGAAAGCCAAUCAACUGAAUAACUAACCUGACUGAACACAACUUCAGUUUGUAAGUGUAAAGAGUGUCCUGGAGGACAAAGGUCCAGAUACAGAAGAACUUUUCCUUUCACUCAGGGAACAGUGGUUUCAGUCUAAACAGCAGACUGUAAUGUGAUUUCCUGUAAGGGAGCAACUUUCCAUGCAGAGAUCAACAGCAUCGAAAGUGAAACAUCUACCUCCAUUUUAAAUGGUGCAUCUUAUAUAAUGGACCCCAUAUUACGCAAUAGACUUUUUUUUUUUUUUUAUUGAACUUUUUCUUAUUACAAUAAACAAUAAGGACGUCUGACAAAAAAGAAAAAUAUGACAUCCUCUAAAUGUACAAAAUAAAUCUUAUUGUCUUAUAAACUAAGAGUCACACCUCCUGCAAAUCAUCUGAAAAGACAUUUUCUAUACUGUUCACAUGACAAGGGAGAACAACUUAGACUAAAAGAGCUCAAAACAAUAAAAAUAUUACGCAAUAGACUGUGUGCCAGUAGACAUAAAUCACAUCAUGAACUCAAACUGAAAUCGAAAGUUUGAAAUGUAACAUUUAUUAUAAAUAUCAGUGUAAAUGUAUUAAACACCUUGUUACGUGUCAAUAGUGGUUUAGUGGAAACAGAUAUGAACUAUAACUUACCUACCCCGUGAUUUCGUUUAAUUACGUAAUCUAACUACGCAUACAACACAUUCUCAGUUGGCAGGCACAACUCAGCAGAACAACGCUCUUCUAUCUAAUGUCAUUGCUAAAGCCCCUAUAUAAUCACUUGCAUCUUUGACAAAUCAAUACAUCUGCCUAUAAAUAUGUGCUUGAGUUUCUCAGUCAGCUUAUUGCGUUUCUGGAGACCUAUCCAAGCCAGCUAGACGACAGGACCUUUGAAACCUCAGAUAUUCCUUUUAAAUAAGACAGUUUAUUAGACAACUCGCUUAUACUGUCAUUAAUUGCAAAGAUGAUCCACAAAGAAGUUGCCGUUGAAGCUUUGUGCGCACUUUGCAAUGCCAAUGUAACUACUGAUAAAAACAUAUCACAAUCUGGUCAUUCCGGAGAUGGCUGUGAUGGAGGAGCAGCAUGGGAGCACCUGCACAUCAAAAAUUUCAUCCAUUCAGUCUUGAAGGGAGAUGAAACCUGCCCGGUGUCAAGAUCCCACUUUGUCCAGCUCCGAAGCAUCUUGCAAGGUGAUGGACCGGCAACAGACUCUGCCCCAGAGAACCACGUGGAUAUUGAAAGAGUAUUCGAAAGAAAUCACUUCAUCAACGAAGAUGAAUUCUUUCAUCCAGGAUUCGACUAUGAUUUCACCAAUUUGAAAGACACCAAGAACUAUUACAGAGGAGGAGAGGUGUAUCAACGCCCAUGUGGAUGGCAGCGUUUUGCCCUCAAGGUCCUGGAUAAGUAUGAUGAAAAUACCUGGCUGGGAAACCGAUACCGAAGCACAGAGUCAGUGCCAGGAGAGUGGCCUGUGUCCUACCAUGGGACAUCAAAGGCAGGUGCUGAAGGCAUCAUCGAAAGAUCCUACGAGCCAGGUGAUCGUAAGAUGUUCGGCAGGGGGAUUUAUUCUACUCCAUACAUCUCUGUAGCGGAAAUCUACAGCAAAACAUUCACCUCCAAAAAGACAGGAAAGAUGUACGAAGUGAUUCUGCAGAAUCGUAUCAACCCCGAGUACAGGGAGAAACACAACAACGACAAUUACUGGCUGGUUUCCAUCCCGGAAGGAACAUCAGUGACAGAAGAGCAUAAGAUGGUAGAAAGGGCCAUCCGUCCUUAUGGCCUCCUGUUGAGAGAGGUCUAACGGGGCGAGACAAACCCACAAAUUUGAACACUUAUUUCCUUUGCUUUAUUUUGAAAUGACAGUGGGUGGGUUGUCUUUGAAGCAUAACUAUGUCAUUGCUAGUCCAUGAAAAAUACUCUGAUGUUGUCAAAUGUAAUGUUUCAUUUGAAUAUAUAGAUGAAUGUGCUGGGGGGGAAAAGCUAUUCUGCAUUUAAUAAACACAAUUUAAAACAGA
Messenger RNA from Micropterus salmoides (largemouth bass), 2448 nucleotides. RefSeq lists its product as uncharacterized. Bases 1398 to 2234 code for a protein of 278 amino acids. The transcript has 4 exons. The record is from RefSeq and is a predicted model, not a curated record. Lineage: Eukaryota; Metazoa; Chordata; Actinopteri; Centrarchiformes; Centrarchidae.